CCGGGCUUGUUGUUUGUGUAAAAAGCGCUUCUUCUAAUUUUUUAUUACAUUUCCUGAAAUAAGUUUUAGUGUAAACAAAACCGCUUCAAAAUGGAUAAAAGCAAGGAAAAAGAGGAGCAGAGUAUCAUGGAUAAAUCCAUGAGAUCUGUAUUCGUUGGUAAUAUUCCCUACGAAGCCACCGAGGAGAAGUUGAAGGACAUAUUUCGAGAAGUAGGGCCGGUGCUGUCCUUUAAAUUGGUAUUUGACAGAGAAACCGGCAAACCUAAAGGUUAUGGUUUCUGUGAGUACAAGGACCAGGAGACCGCGCUUAGUGCUAUGAGAAAUCUUAAUGGCUACGAGAUUGGUGGUCGUACUUUGAGGGUUGACAAUGCCUGUACUGAGAAGUCAAGGAUGGAGAUGCAAGCUUUGAUGCAAGGGCCACAGAUUGAAAAUCCUUAUGGAGAUCCUGUUGAACCAGAGAAGGCACCCGAAGCUAUCAGCAAGGCUGUGGCCACACUUCCGCCUGAACAAAUGUUCGAGUUGAUGAAACAAAUGAAAUUGUGCAUUCAGAACAAUCCAACGGAAGCAAGGAAUAUGCUUCUCCAAAACCCACAGCUGGCUUAUGCCCUUCUGCAAGCACAAGUCAUCAUGAGGAUUGUAGAUCCUGCUACUGCAGUUAGCAUGCUGCAUCCAUCCAAUCCCGUGCCUCCUGUUCUACAACCUGGAGACAAGCCUCCGGCUAACCCUUAUAUACCUACCAACCAGCCACAAGCGCCACCGCCACAACUCCUGGCAGCACCAGUGCCUCCUCCCAACCAGUACACACCAGCACGACCGGCAAUGGGCGAUGUGGAUCUUCGAGGCUCGCGCUCGAGCGGCGGCGUGCCGCUACUGGACCAGGACAUGCGCAGUUUGCCCAUGCCGCCGCAUCCCGUGCCGCCGCCGCAGCACCAGGACAGCGGUUUCCCGCGCGAUCCGAGGCUGGCUAACGCGCAGUUCAACGCGGAUCCGCGCAUGCGCUCCAACGACCCGCGUACGCAGGCCAAGAUGGCGCCGCAACAAAUGCCGCCGGGCAUGCCAAGCAUGGCGCAAGCUCGGACGAUACAGGGAAUACCGUCUGGUGCCUCCGAUCAAGAAAAGGCCGCGCUGAUCAUGCAAGUGCUGCAGCUAUCGGACGAGCAGAUAGCUCUGCUGCCGCCGGAGCAACGUGCCAGCAUCCUGAUGCUCAAGGAACAGAUCGCCAAGAGCACGCAGCAGCGAUAGACACAGAACACAAGUCUUUUUGUUUACAAGCAAAACGCAAGUCUACAAUUUUUUACCUGCGUUGCCUACAUCGUGUUUUUACUUACAGUACUCGAGAACGUCAUUAACGCCCGUAUUCACAAACAUUACUAUGAUGUCUCACAGUGCGUGUGGACACAGGGUGACACACGAACCAAUCAUAGAGCGUUCGAUUUGGUGCUUCACUUAAGCAAGCAUCGUUUGUGAAUACGGGCGUAAGACUACCGUAUUUGCGUUCACGUUUUCAUUAUUUGCGUUAGCGCCACUGCACACUGGCUGACACUGGCGUGUAAGGUCACGAUCACUUGAUAGUGGCGCCAAAUGGUGAUCGCUGAAGUAGAUUAGGGUCGUGUCAAUCGCCAGUGGUGCCAACUGACAAAUAAUUAAAAAUAACAAUGAAGAAUGAAUCAAUUAUAUUAUCACCGAGAAAACUUCAAAUUCCACUGUCCACAGUGUCUCUUUUUAAACACUCGACAUUGGUGAAACCAGUGUGCCUCAAAUACGCACCAUUGAAGCCAUUAAACAGAAUAAUAAAACGGUAGCCCUCAUUAACGUAGUAGAAAUUUUCAAUCGCCACUGGCGAUAAAUAGCUGUCCUAAUUACAUAAUGCAGCAGGAUGAUUGUAUGUUUCAUCCCAAUUUUUGUCCAAAUAUGUUGAUGUACUUUUUAGUACUUCACGUG
This is a messenger RNA of Ostrinia nubilalis (European corn borer), 1941 nucleotides long. It is a transcript of the gene CstF64, whose product is annotated as cleavage stimulation factor subunit 2. Gene Ontology annotation, biological process: mRNA 3'-end processing. Gene Ontology annotation, molecular function: mRNA binding. The record is from RefSeq and is a predicted model, not a curated record. The transcript is spliced from 10 exons. Gene Ontology annotation, cellular component: mRNA cleavage and polyadenylation specificity factor complex. The coding region runs from base 91 to 1242 and encodes 383 amino acids. Lineage: Eukaryota; Metazoa; Arthropoda; Insecta; Lepidoptera; Crambidae.